Tarenaya hassleriana is the source of this 803-nucleotide messenger RNA. Its product is annotated as probable aquaporin PIP2-4. Gene Ontology annotation, biological process: transmembrane transport. The record is from RefSeq and is a predicted model, not a curated record. NCBI's taxonomy places the organism in Eukaryota, Viridiplantae, Streptophyta, Magnoliopsida, Brassicales, Cleomaceae. Gene Ontology annotation, molecular function: water channel activity. Gene Ontology annotation, cellular component: plasma membrane.
UCCCUGUCACCCGUGAGUGUGUGUGUGUGUGUGUGUAUAUAUAUAGAGAGACACACAAACCAAAGAGCUACAAGAAGUCACAAGAACAACGAACCCAUCUACCUCUCUCUCUCUCUCUCUCUCUCUCUCUCUCUCUCAUGGCGACGGAAUCAGAGGUGGCUCCGACUGCGGCGGGUGUCGGAAUAUUGGGCAUCGCUUGGGCCUUCGGGGGCAUGAUCUUUGUCCUCGUCUAUUGCACCGCCGGUAUCUCUGGGGGUCACAUAAAUCCGGCGGUGACGGUGGGACUGUUACUGGCUCGGAAGGUGUCGAUGGUGAGAGCAGUUUUUUACGUUUUGGCUCAGUGCCUCGGCGCCAUCUGCGGCUGUGCCCUCGUCAUGUCCUUUCAGACACCUCUCUACCACAGAUACGGAGGUGGGGCCAACGAGCUCGCCGAGGGCUACAGCAAGGCCACCGGUCUCGGCGCUGAGAUCAUCGGAACUUUCGUCCUCGUCUACACCGUCUUCUCCGCCACCGAUCCCAAGCGAAAUGCACGUGACUCUCACGUUCCGAUAUUGGCGCCGCUUCCGAUAGGAUUCGCAGUGUUUAUGGUCCAUUUAGCGACGAUUCCGAUCACCGGCACCGGAAUCAACCCUGCCCGGAGCUUAGGAGCCGCCGUCAUCUAUAACCACCACAAGGCUUGGGACGACCUCUGGAUUUUCUGGGUGGGACCCAUGAUCGGAGCGGCGGCGGCCGCGUUUUACCAUCAGUUUAUUCGUAGAGCGGCUGCGUUUAAGGCUUUUGGAUCAUUCAGGAGCUCUGUUUAG